AUGAUUCCAGCACAAUCUGGUACACCUGUGAUUAAUUUAGACGAAGAAGAGGAAGAAGUGCAAACGAUUGUCCGAGCAAGCAAUAAUAACAGCAAUAAUCAUUCUUCAUCAUUAACGAAUAAAUCCAUCAUGAUUCGUGAACAAAUACCUUCUCGGAAUGAACAAAAUCAUGAUGAUGAUGUAAUUGAACAAGAAGACUUUGAUGAUGAUGAAAAAGACAAUAUUUGUUUGAUAUGCCAAGAUGAAUGGAAAGAAGAAGGCGACCAUAAAGUAGUCGCACUCGCGUGUGGACAUCUCUUUGGUAUGAGUUGUAUCAACCAAUGGUUACAAACAAAGCCUAAUUGUCCAAUGUGUAAGAAGCCUGCUCGACCGAAUGAGUUAAGGCCCAUAUUCUUGGGAGAGUCAUCUGCAAAUAGGCUUGCCAUUCAUAAAGUGAAGAAGAUGAGCGAGAAGGAAAAACAAGAUAUUAGAUCAAAAUUAAGAGUGGAAAGAAAGAAACGACGUGUUUUUGAAAAAAGUUUAUUAGAGUUGAGAAAGAAAAUUACAAAUUAUUUGAAUUCAAUGGAAACUCAAAUUGUAGAUUCACAACAACAUUCAAGUAAUGCAAACGCUGAAAAUAAUGCCAUUGUGCAUGACGACCAUGAUGACAUUAUUGAAAUCGGAUCAGAGCGUACGCCUUCAUCAUCUUCAGUCAUAUCAUUCCUGAGAGAGCUUCAGGCAGACAUUGAGGAAUGCCCAUUCGAGCUCAAACUAUUUGACACCACCAAUGAUUUUGCAAAAAAAAGAAAACGAGACGUCUUUGAAAAUGAGCAAGAUGUGAUCGUGACAACACCUACAGAUCCACUUUUGAGGCAAACCAAUAUUUUCAGUUCUGUAUUAGAGCUUAAUAUUCACUCACAACACAAAAUGUUAAGAUUUUUGGAUGAUCCUUCUUAUCUUUGUUUUGAUUCUAGAAAAAAUCAUGCUCUUACAGUUUAUUCAACAGUGAAAUAUUCAAGUAAUGAUAUUUCAUUGGUUAAAAACCAACAAGUGGUGGAGACUUUUGAUAUCAAUGACAUGUACUUUUCUAGAAAAAAUAAUCUGAUAUAUUGUGCUUGUGACAACAAAUUUGUAAAAGUUGUUGACGUUAAAUCAAGAAAUGGAGUUAUAUUUGAAAUGGAAAUGGAGGAUAUUCCAAACUGCCUUUCCAUUCCUGAUGAAACACAUGACAGCCUUCUUUUUGCAGGUCUUGAGAAUGGUUCUAUUUGUGGCAUGGAUUUACGAAUGCCAGGAAGAAUAGUAUUUCGGUUUGAUGUUCCUAAUACACCACGAACGAGCCAUGCCAAUUCCAUUCUUUCUAUGCAAUACGUGUCAAGUAAUGAUUCAUUGAUUUUUUCUACCCUUGGAUCUGGAGUAUUUCAUGUCAAUUUAAAUGUAAAAAAUACUCCCAGUAAUCACUUAACUUCAGAUGGUGAAGACACAACACCAAGUUUAUUUCAAGGCGAAAUUACUACCUUAAAUGCAAACAACAGAGAAACUGUUAUGAAUGAAGAGAAUGGAAACUUUACUUCAAGCAAUAUAGUAAUUUCAGAACCAACAAUCACACUGCCACCAUCUCACCAAUUUACAAUUUUUGAAAGAGUGGAACAUCAUCCAACUCCCAUUGGCAAAUUCAAGUCUCCCACGGUACUGUUUAAUUUAACAAAUUCAGGUGCUAUUGAUUUAGAGUCAAACCAUCACUCCUCUCCAUUUACAUUCUUCAAUGGAACAACUCUGAUGGCAUACACUGCUCUCAAAAAUGUAUCAUUAUUUGAUGUCAAUACUGGACAUAUCUUCCAAAACCUACCCUCAGAGAACCUUCUUCCAAUCACGAGUUUAGAUUAUUUAAAUUGUUCAAUGGGUACCUUCUUUGGAAAGAUGUCUCCUGAUCAUUGUUCUUUGUACAUUUAUAAAGAAUGA
Messenger RNA from Naegleria fowleri, 1938 nucleotides. RefSeq lists its product as uncharacterized. Gene Ontology annotation, molecular function: protein binding; ubiquitin protein ligase activity. The record is from RefSeq and is a predicted model, not a curated record. Lineage: Eukaryota; Heterolobosea; Eutetramitea; Acrasida; Naegleriidae. Gene Ontology annotation, biological process: interstrand cross-link repair; protein ubiquitination. Gene Ontology annotation, cellular component: nucleus. The transcript is spliced from 3 exons. The coding region runs from base 1 to 1938 and encodes 645 amino acids.